UUGACAAUGGCUCCGGCAUGUGCAAGGCCGGCUUCGCUGGGGACGAUGCCCCGCGUGCCGUGUUCCCGUCCAUCGUUGGACGCCCACGUCACCAGGGCGUGAUGGUGGGCAUGGGUCAGAAGGACACGUACGUCGGCGACGAAGCCCAGAGCAAGCGUGGUAUUCUGACACUCAAGUACCCGAUCGAGCACGGUAUUGUCACAAACUGGGACGAUAUGGAGAAAAUCUGGCAUCACACGUUCUACAACGAGCUGCGCGUCGCCCCGGAGGAACAUCCCGUCCUGCUGACCGAGGCUCCGUUGAACCCGAAGGCUAACCGCGAAAAGAUGACGCAAAUUAUGUUCGAAACGUUCAACACGCCCGCCAUGUACGUGGCCAUCCAGGCGGUGCUAUCCCUGUACGCAUCCGGUCGCACCACCGGAAUCGUGCUCGACUCGGGCGAUGGCGUGUCCCACACAGUACCGAUCUACGAAGGGUACGCGCUGCCACACGCAAUCCUGCGACUCGAUCUGGCCGGUCGCGAUCUCACCGACUACUUGAUGAAGAUCUUGACCGAGCGUGGCUACUCGUUCACCACCACGGCCGAGCGUGAAAUCGUGCGCGACAUCAAGGAGAAGCUGUGCUACGUCGCACUGGACUUCGAGCAGGAGAUGGCCACCGCGGCGUCGUCCAGCUCGCUGGAGAAGAGCUACGAGCUGCCGGACGGGCAGGUGAUCACGAUCGGCAACGAGCGGUUCCGUUGCCCGGAGGCCCUGUUCCAGCCCUCGUUCCUGGGCAUGGAAGCGUGCGGUAUCCACGAGACGACCUACAACUCCAUCAUGAAGUGCGACGUCGACAUCCGUAAGGAUCUGUACGCCAACACCGUGCUGUCCGGCGGUAGCACCAUGUACCCGGGCAUUGCCGACCGUAUGCAGAAGAAGAUCACCGCCCUCGCCCCAUCAACCAUGAAGAUCAAGAUCAUCGCGCCGCCCGAGCGCAAGUACUCGGUCUGGAUCGGUGGUUCGAUUCUUGCGUCGUUGUCCACCUUCCAGCAGAUGUGGAUCUCGAAACAGGAGUACGACGAGUCCGGCCCGUCGAUCGUUCACCGAAAGUGCUUCUAAGAAGUCACUGCACCGCCCCCCCACAGAAACCAUUCCCACACCAACACCACCACCCCGCCUCAACCCCUCUCACACCACCAACAUCUUAUUUUCUCGGCGUCGUCAUCGCUGUAGGCGGCGUCGUCAUCGGCGACACUACUACCGCCCAGACUCGCAGGUCGCAGCGCGCUUAGCGGCACAACGUCAGCAGCGCAAAUCAACGUCAUCACACUGCCGUCAUCGUCGCCGGUGUCGCCGGCGCCCCCCAAUUUCAUUAUGAGACACUGGAACACGUGUGGAAUUAUGUUUUCAUGAAUGUAAAUAUGUAUGGAUGUCGUAUCCACAUUUACAUUCAUAAAUCACACAUUUAUAUUUAUCCAAACAUAAAACACACACACACGCGUACACACGUUACAUAAAUUUCGUUCAAUCGCGACACUGGUCAUCGUGUCCCUGUAGGUCGAGAGCACGGAAGGUGAGCAGAAGAGUUUUGCAGAGACACCCAUCAUCCUGCGCACAAAAUGCGUCGCUCGUCGCUUGCCACACGCGUACACCAUCAUCACACCUCCCCUGGGCAGGAGACUCUUAGCUAGACGGGCUAGAUGAGGAGAAAGGAUAUACACCCAAAAUACAGAUUGAUCAGAUCCGUUGAUCCGUUGAUUCGUCAUUUAAUGCUCCUCCUUAGAGCUACGCAAGCUACAGAAGAUCGCGGAAGAUAAAAUUUCGGCUCAAGAUAGGUCCCCCUCUCCCCACUUCGCGUCCUUCGAUCAAGGGAAAUUGUGCUUGCACUGUUUUCCAAUGUGUGUGUGUGUGUGGCGUGGAAUUGGAAUCCUGCAUAUCCUGGCCAGUUCACACAUGCACUCUGGUGUGCUCUAUCCAACAUCCAGUGAUUAGCGCGAGGGGGAGGAGAAAGUGCAGAGAAAUGGUAGUGAUUGUCAGAGCGCAUCCUGUGGUGCGCUGGGAAGCGGCGAGCGUUUGUGACUAAAGAUCGAGUGCCGCCAACACCUCUUUGUGGUUUUUCGAUCGAUCUGUGCCCAAGUGCUUUACUAUUUUUUUGGAAAGCAAAUAAAAAUCGUAUGAUCAAUGGAAGAACGAACAACAAAACGACACUUCGCUUCACUUCUGUAUGCGGACAUAUAUAAGUAACGGCGGCGAGAGAGCGAGUGACGGACAGGAUUGCAAAUGAUAGGGUGAUGAACACGCCACACUGGGAGUUGGGCUGUUGUGUGGGAUCAAUUAGGAUGAUUUUCGGGGAACCGCAGUCGUUCGGGGGUAUGGGGCUAGCCUAUUUGGCUAUGCAACCAGAGCCACAUCUUUGUAUUGCUUUUUUCUUCCGAUUUGUUGUGCGUAAGAUGAUACCUCUGUUUCGUAUGCGAUGCACAGUGAGCUUUUGAACACGCAACGCGUGGUGGCGUUCCACGGAUCUCGGUAUCUUCGGAUAGAUUGGGAAAGGGACUUCCCACUUUGGGCUUUUUUUGCCAUUUGCUUUGACUACGAGGUAUCAUCAUUGGGGGGUAUACAUUUGAACAGCGCCACUGGAAAACAACAGAAUCAGUAGAGAUAGUGCGCCAAAAAGGGCCCAUCUAACCAACAGAUUUUUUACUUCAAAAGCACCAGCACUGUUGGAUGUGCUGUGUUCAUCAUAAACACGGGAACGAAACCUUUCCUUCCCACAACAGAAGUAGCGGAUUUCGAACUGAAAGUAUCAUCAUUAAUAAGCAAGAAAAGCGUGUGCUGCUAGAUUGAGUGGGCGCACAUUCCUUCCUUUCAGUUUUUCCACAUUUCGAGAUCGGUUUUGGA
Molecule: messenger RNA, 2879 nt
Organism: Anopheles cruzii
Lineage: Eukaryota; Metazoa; Arthropoda; Insecta; Diptera; Culicidae
Product: actin-5C
Exons: 1
Coding region: 18-1100 (360 amino acids)
Biological process (GO): mitotic cytokinesis
Source: RefSeq, a predicted model, not a curated record